AUGGCCGAAGGGGAAAUCACUGCCUUCACCGCCCUGACCGAGAAGUUCAACCUUCCCCUGGGGAACUACAAGAAGCCCAAACUCCUGUACUGCAGCAACGGGGGCCACUUCCUACGGAUCCUUCCCGACGGCAAAGUGGAUGGGACCAGGGACCGCAGCGACCAGCACAUUCUUUUGAGACUUACGGCUUUGGAAAUGCACUCAC
Messenger RNA from Cariama cristata (Red-legged seriema), 205 nucleotides. RefSeq names its product fibroblast growth factor 1-like. NCBI's taxonomy places the organism in Eukaryota, Metazoa, Chordata, Aves, Cariamiformes, Cariamidae. The transcript has 2 exons. The record is from RefSeq and is a predicted model, not a curated record. Gene Ontology annotation, cellular component: cytoplasm. The annotation marks the transcript as partial. Gene Ontology annotation, molecular function: growth factor activity; fibroblast growth factor receptor binding. Gene Ontology annotation, biological process: regulation of cell migration; positive regulation of protein phosphorylation; positive regulation of gene expression.